AUGACGCUCGGACCAUCCAGUCCCCUCACACAUGGAACCUCUCUAGACACUCACUUGGAUAUAUAUGCUCGCAGUCACAGUUAUUAUCAUGGGAGAUAUACUCCUCGGAGCUCGCAGCUGAAGGUGAAGUUGUCAGGUAUUGAGUAUACUUGUGCGGACACCUACAGUCUUCCAAGUGGGAAUCGGUCGACUACAUCUACCCUCGAACCACGGGGUGCAUCAAGGUUUACGACGAAUACUCAGGUGCUCAUACAUUCUCUAUCAUCAUAUUCGAGGAAGAUGUUAGCGUUACCACUGCUUAGCGUACUGACGGUGCUCGGUUGGGCACUACCUGGACUGCACGUAAGAGCAGCCCGAGACAUCUUAUUGAUGCAAGCUACAACUUGCUUUCGGGAAAAAUGCUUAUGCUAA
Messenger RNA from Mycosarcoma maydis (corn smut), 411 nucleotides. RefSeq lists its product as uncharacterized. The transcript is spliced from 2 exons. Lineage: Eukaryota; Fungi; Basidiomycota; Ustilaginomycetes; Ustilaginales. The coding region runs from base 1 to 411 and encodes 136 amino acids. The record is from RefSeq and is a predicted model, not a curated record.